AUGUACUUUCAGGGGAGUUUCGGCAACCAAACUGACAAUUCAUGCGUUCAGUUAGCCCUACCUGUUGCAUCUGGAGUGACUGACUGGGCUGUGAAGGUGAACGAUUGGCAUGUUCGAGAUCAACCAUCUAGAGCCUCAGAGGGAAACAUGGAAACUUGCUACGUCUGUGGAGAUAGAGGAUCGGGUGUUCAAUCUGAACGUAAACCAGGGGCACAAGAAGGAAGAGAUAAGAGUAGUUCUUCCUUGUCUGGAGCUGGGAGCUCACAAAUGUAUAUGAACAGCGAAUUGUAUGGUUCUCCUCGUGUUGCCGUACCAACUGUUUCAUCAGAGAAGGGUAACAGCAGAGGAGGACGGCAAGAACCAUUGUCAAGUGAUAUCUGUGUGUAUAAUCAUAGCACUAUGAAUGCCGACCUGAGUACUCUGGCUAAUGUUGUUACUACCCUGGAAGCAAUGAGACAAAGUUCCGAAGAACUUGACCAUAACCAGUCAGUCAGCAAUGGUCAUGCUGGUGAGAAUGGAGAUGGAAGGACAGGUGAAACAACUGCUAUCUCAAGAGCUUUUGAUACGAUGGCUAAAGCUGCUUCCCAACAAAGUUCGACAACAAUGGCUGGUACAAUGCGAGGUGGACCUGGACUUAAUGUGGACACAGAUAAUGAACCACUUUUUGAAGUUGAAGGUCCUCUUCUCUUAGACGACCAUGCUAUUUUCACCCUAACUCUCCCAGACCUCGGGAGGUCUUUCUUAAAUCCUCAAUAUAUCUGUGAGAGUGCUUCACGACUUUUAUUCCUCUCAGUUCACUGGGCUCGUUCCAUUCCAGCAUUCCAACUCCUUUUACCAGACGUCCAAACUGCUCUAGUGCAGGGAACUUGGUGCGAGCUGUUCACUCUUGGUUUGGCACAGUGUUCUCAACUACUUUCACUCCAGACCAUCCUCAAAGCUGUUGCCGACCAUCUUAAGAGAAGUGAUGAACAAGGUCAGCUUCUAAUGAACUUUAUAGAGUUACAUUCUACUUCUUAA
Messenger RNA from Limulus polyphemus (Atlantic horseshoe crab), 1017 nucleotides. RefSeq names its product nuclear receptor subfamily 2 group C member 2-like. The record is from RefSeq and is a predicted model, not a curated record. Gene Ontology annotation, biological process: anatomical structure development; cell differentiation; regulation of transcription by RNA polymerase II. Gene Ontology annotation, molecular function: nuclear receptor activity; RNA polymerase II cis-regulatory region sequence-specific DNA binding. The coding region runs from base 1 to 1017 and encodes 338 amino acids. Lineage: Eukaryota; Metazoa; Arthropoda; Merostomata; Xiphosura; Limulidae. The transcript has 7 exons.